AUGCUCGCCUCAACGUUGCAAAUCGCCCUAAGUGCGCUCCUGGUGCAGCCGGCCCUGGCAGCCCGCAAAAACCUCAUUAUCGACACUGACAUUUUCAGUGACUGCGAUGACACCGGCGCGCUCCUCAUUGCCGCCACCUCCCCGGAGGUCAACCUGCUCGGCGUGAACGUGAACUACCCCUCCUCCUACUCCGUCACCGCCACCUCCGCCAUCCUCGCGCACUACAACCACUCCGGCGUGCCCAUCGGCGCGCGCCGCCCGCUCACAAACGAGAGCUUCUUCGACACCUUCGCCUACGACCUCGGCGAGUACGCCAGCAAGAUCUCCUACCACUUCUCCGGCGGGUCCCUGCCCUUCGGCGCCGCCGAGGACGCCUGGGACGCCGUCGCGCUGUACCGCAAGCUCCUCGCCGAGGCCGACGCGCCCGUGACCAUCGCCUCCAUCGGCUUCUUCGAGAACCUCUCGGGCCUGCUCAACUCUACCGCGGACCGCUACUCGAACCUCACCGGCCCGCAGCUGAUCGCGGCCAAGGUCGAGCAGCUGGUCGUCAUGGGCGGCGGGUACCCCUCCGGCCGCGAGUUCAACUUCUUCGGGGACAAUCCGGCGGCGACGGCGCACGUGGUGAACAAUUGGAAGGGGCGCGUGGUGUUCUGCGGGACGGAGGUCGGGUCGGUGGUGCUGUCCGGCGCGAAGCUGCUGGCGGACGGCCCGGCGACGGAUCCGGUGCGGCAGGCGUAUGUGUACUACAACUUCUACCGGCCGAGGGAGUCGUGGGACCCGCUUACGGUGGUGUAUGCGAUCCAGGGCCUGGGUGACUUGUUUGAGUACGAGAAUGAGUUUGGGUACAACCACGUCUUUGCGAACGGGUCAAAUGAGUGGGUGUAUGACGAGAGUGUUACGGAUCAGUUCUGGUUGAAGCUGAAGGUUGAUAAUGUCACCGCGGCGGAUGCCCUUGAUAAGCUGUAUCUUGAGGGGGCUUUGUCGGCGACCAACGCAACUCGGAUCUGA
Molecule: messenger RNA, 1008 nt
Organism: Colletotrichum siamense
Lineage: Eukaryota; Fungi; Ascomycota; Sordariomycetes; Glomerellales; Glomerellaceae
Gene: rihA
Product: Pyrimidine-specific ribonucleoside hydrolase RihA
Exons: 2
Coding region: 1-1008 (335 amino acids)
Molecular function (GO): hydrolase activity, hydrolyzing N-glycosyl compounds
Source: RefSeq, a predicted model, not a curated record